AUUUGAUCAGGACUAAUGAAACUUUAAAAUAAUGGCAUUAAAGCUUCUGCAUGAGAUGGUACGUGAGGCUGCAUUAGAGCACGGUGAUAGAAAAGCUGUUGUUUGGGAUAGUUCUCAGUCUCCUGCUACUAAUCUGACCUAUCAGCAGCUUCUCACUCUGGGGAAUGAUUUGUGCACUAAACUGCAGAGAGCUAUAAGAGAGAUUCAGAAUGUUAUAGGAGUGUACUGUGAUCUAAACAUCCUCCUCCCAGCAUGGAUCCUUGGAAUUCUGCAGUGGCCUGCUGCUUAUGUUCCUCUUGAUCCAGCCUCACCACCUCUACUUACCAUGAGAAUGAUGGAAAAAUGUCAUUUGAAGUUCUGCCUAAUACAGAGCAGUUUGCUCCAGCAAUUUCUGAAUGCAUUUUCCAGAUUGUUGUCUAUUGAAGUCUGUGCAACAUGGUCAGCACUUAACCUUACUUUAGUCAAGAUGCACAGUGAUCCACAGACAGAGAACAACCAAGAACCAAAUCAACUCAGUGCAGCUGUUUCUAAAAGUGAACAACAGGCAGAACAGCUGGCAUAUGUUUUGCACACAUCUGGAACAACAGGGCUUCCUAAAAUAGUAAAAGUCCCACACAAGUGUAUUGUACCUAAUAUAGUCCAUCUCAGAUCUAUAUUUCAGGUAACUCCAGAGGAUGUUGUAUUUCUAGCAUCACCUUUAACCUUUGACCCAUCAGUGGUGGAGAUGUUUUUGGCUCUAUCUUCUGGAGCUUGUCUUCUGAUGGUUCCCACAGCUGUAAAGAGAAUGCCGGGCAGGCUGGCCCAGGUCUUAUUUAAACGAAACACAACCACCAUCCUACAGGCCACCCCAACAUUAGUGAGGCGCUUUGGGGGACUUCUCCUAAAGGAGGAGGUACUAAGUGCCAGAUCCUUGUUGAGAGUGUUGGCCCUUGGUGGAGAGCCGUGUCCAUCACUUACUAUCCUCAAAAGCUGGAGACAGGAGGGCAAUAAGACUUGUAUUUUUAAUCUCUAUGGCACCACAGAAGUUUCAUGCUGGGCAUGUUGCUACGAACUUCCAGACGACCUCUUCUUUUCAAACCCCAUGACAGCUGCAUCUGUGCCUCUUGGGGAGCCUCUAAGGGACACUGUUGUGGAAGUAAGAGACGAGAGAGGAUGUUUGGUGACUGAAGGAGAAGGCCAAAUUUUCAUAGGUGGCCGGGAGAGGGUGUGUCUGCUAGACGAUGAGAUAUGUACUGCUAAGGGAGUGAUGCGUGCUACAGGGGACUGGGCGAUGGUGCAGAACUCUCAACUAUAUUAUCUGGGAAGGAAGGAUAGGCUGGUCAAACGCCAUGGCCAGCAGGUACACCUUAAUGCACUGCAACAGGCUUUGGAAAGUUUGCCUGAGGUGGAUACCGCUGUGGUCAGUCUACAUGACAGCAGCAGAUUGGUAGCUUUUGUAGUGCCCACCUCCAACCACAGAAACAUCGCCUUGGAACAUAAGGUUUACCAAGAAGGUCAUGUCCACAACAACACUGAGGUCUUAGAAGACUCAUCAUUUUCCUCUACAUCUCUUGAGAUGGCAGUUUCUCAGGGACUCUCUCAGCUCGUGCCCAGCCACUGCAUUCCAGAUACUGUGUUACUGGUUCCAGAACUGCCACUCACCAAUCAUGGGAAAGUAGCAAUGGAGAAGCUAAUGAGAAUGUAUGAAAGACAGAGAGAGAUCAGUGGUAAACACACUGCACUGGAAGAUGUAGAGACUGUAAGGGAAAGACUGCAGACACUAUGGAAGGAAUGUCUUGGUCUUCCAGAUGAUGUGGUCAUCACAGAAGAUGCCCACUUCAUGUUAAGUGGUGGGGAUUCCCUUCAAGCUCUGCGGCUCUUUGAUCACAUCACUCUUACUAUGAGAGCGUCCUCUACAGGUCUGCUAGAGGUCAUUCUAGACGGCACUUUCUCAGAUGUACUGAAACACAUCACCACACCAACACAGCACAAUCCUAACCAGACAUCAUCCAAGAGACAACUUGAAGAUUCUACACUAGCUAUACCAGCCAAAAGAUACCACACAGAAGUGACCUCCAACAUAAACCCGGAGACGCCCAUCUCACCUGUAGUUUUCUCAGAGAGAGGAAGUAUGGGAUUUGUACUCGUUAGAAGAGCUGGAGAGGUUAUAGACUGGAAUUACUCUCGAAGUAGAAAGCAGAGUAAAAUUACAGAAGACAAGUCACAAGAUUCAUCAAGUGGAAAUAUUAGUACCUCAUCUCUGAGCAAACCAAGUCAGACUGAGUUCUCGGUAAGACCCAUAAACACAGACCAGGAUAUUCCAUCUGGAAAGGAGAAAGGUCAGGACAUCACAUCAGUGGAUCUACCUCUUGAGAUGUGGGUCUGCUGGAGCUCCGAUACGGGCAGAUGUGUGGACGCCUCACCGGUCCUGCUGGUACGUUCUGAUCGGGCCAUCGUCUUCAUCGGCUCUCACUCACACAGACUGCAAGCUCUGGAUCUGAGCACUGGAGAGGUGCUCUGGGAGCGGGUGCUAGGAGGCAGACUAGAAUCCUCUGCGGCUGUUUCAAAAUGUGGGAACCUCGUAGCAGUAGGCUGUUAUGAUGGACAGGUGUAUUUUCUGCAUGCGGACACAGGAGAGACAUGCUGGAUGUUCAAAACAGAAGAUACAAUAAAGAGUUCUCCCACUGUAGAUUCUCAGACUGGACUGGUUAUUGUUGGUUCACAUGAUGGACAUGUCUAUGCUCUUCAACCACAGAUGAAGCAGUGUGUGUGGAAAUACUAUUGUGAAGGUGGUGCAGUGUUUUCCUCCCCCUGUGUCCACUCUUUCCCCAGACGGCUGUAUGCUGCCACAUUGAGAGGGCAGCUCCACUGUCUCAAUCCAGAUAGUGGUAAACUUCUGUGGAAGUACUGCAGCAAAGCUCCAUUUUUCUCCUCUCCUUGCUGUUCUGUUACCUGUGUGUGCAUUGGAUCAGUAAGUGGAAACAUCAGUGCAUUAAACCAUGAUGGAAGUCUGUUAUGGGAGUUUGUCACGGAUGGACCCGUCUUUUCAUCACCAAGCUUUGUUUCACUGCCAUCUCUGACCAGUGACGAAACCAGAUCUACUGAGUAUGACAGUUCCGCAUCAUUGUCUCCAGCAAAUCAAGCAGUUGUAUGUGGAUCACACGAUGGCUCUGUGUACUGCUUAAAUUCCAAAGAUGGAUCAAUACUGUGGCGCUUCCAGACCACAGGCAAGGUGUACUCCAGUCCAUUUGUUUUUGAUGGUUCUCUAUGGGGCACUAGAACCCUGGUAGCUGCAGCUUCAACUGAUGGAACAAUGUGGAUAUUAGAUGGAGAGCAGGGAACGCUGAAAGCAUAUUUUGUCUUUUCAGGAGAGCUCUUCUCCUCUCCUAUUGUGUGGGGACGAAACAUAGUUGUGGGAUGUCGGAACGACUAUGUGUACUGCCUGGAACUGUCUAAUAGAAAGGAACGACCGAAUAAUGUUUAAAGUAUGCAGUGUGUUAGUAAAAGUAACCACCUCUGCAUCCUUAUGUAUCGAAGACUAUGGACAUUAAU
This is a messenger RNA of Trichomycterus rosablanca, 3531 nucleotides long. Its product is annotated as beta-alanine-activating enzyme-like. The transcript is spliced from 14 exons. Gene Ontology annotation, biological process: amino acid activation for nonribosomal peptide biosynthetic process. The record is from RefSeq and is a predicted model, not a curated record. Gene Ontology annotation, molecular function: protein binding. Bases 32 to 3463 code for a protein of 1143 amino acids. NCBI's taxonomy places the organism in Eukaryota, Metazoa, Chordata, Actinopteri, Siluriformes, Trichomycteridae.